This is a messenger RNA of Ctenocephalides felis (cat flea), 2732 nucleotides long. Its product is annotated as filamin-A-like. Gene Ontology annotation, biological process: actin cytoskeleton organization. NCBI's taxonomy places the organism in Eukaryota, Metazoa, Arthropoda, Insecta, Siphonaptera, Pulicidae. The transcript is spliced from 12 exons. Gene Ontology annotation, molecular function: actin filament binding. Bases 213 to 2732 code for a protein of 839 amino acids. The record is from RefSeq and is a predicted model, not a curated record.
CGAAGGAAGCCACGUGGAACGAGAUCAGCACUGUUCACAUUGUAAAAGGACUUAAGGACGUAACUGUCUCGGAAUUAGACCACGAGGAGGUGCCCGUAUUCUACUCGAACGUGCAUCGUCUUAGGCAGAACCGCGAAGGACUUGGUCUCGAUUUCACACCCAUCACCUUCCUCACCUGCUUCAGCAUCAACACACACAAAGCUGACUUUAAUAUGCCGACUACUACUAAAGACACACCCUUUGUUGAGGACAAUCGUGAUGGAACCAUCAGCGUCAAAUAUGAUCCCAGGGAACAAGGAACCCAUGAACUUUUUAUCAAACACAACGAUGCUGAAGUUCCAGGAUCACCUUUCAAAUUCCACGUGGAUGCCGUGACUUCUGGAUAUAUCACAGCCUAUGGUACAGGUUUGACACAAGGAGCAACUGGCAAGCCAAGUGUUUUCACUGUAUCCACAAAAGAUGCCGGAGCUGGUGCACUCUCCAUGUCUAUUGAAGGACCUUGCAGAACUGAACUCAGUUGUCACGACAACAAAGAUGGUACCGUAUCCGUCUCAUAUCUUCCUGCCGCUCCAGGGGAUUAUACGAUCAAAAUUCGCUACGGUGAUCGCCACAUCCAAGGUUCUCCAUUUUGCGCUAAAGUCACCGGAGAACCUCUUAAACGUAGCCAAGUAAUGCAAAGAACAGUCAGUGAAGUUACUCUGCCCGUAAAACCAGGAGAGUUUGAUAUAUCCACUGUUAACGCUUCAGUGCAAUCAACUGCAGGACUCGAAGAACCCUGUAUGUUGAAACUGAUGCCAACUGGAAAUAUCGGAGUGGUCUUCACUCCACGCACUGCUGGUGAUCACACAGUAUCAGUUAAGAGAUUAGGAAAACAUGUUACCAAUUCACCAUUCAAGAUUGUUAUUCUACCUCACGAAGUAGGAGAUGCUACGAAAGUUUUGUGCAGCGGACCAGGGUUGAAUCAGGGAAAAACUCAUGCGGAUAAUAUUUUCACAGUUGAUACUCGAAAUGCAGGGUAUGGAGGACUUGCCUUGUCUAUUGAAGGCCCAAGCAAAGUGUUGAUCCAGUGUAAUGAUCAACCUGAUGGAACAGUGAAACUUUCUUAUAAACCAACUGAACCCGGUUACUACGUGUUGAACUUAAAGUACGCUGAUCACCAUGUUACUGGAUCUCCGUUUGCUGUAAAGGUGAGCGGCGAUGGUUCCAACAGACAACGCGAGAAGAUGCAAAAGCACCGCGAACCUGUGCGAGCGGCAGAUCCUGGCCAACCCUGCAAACUGACCUUCAAAAUGUCAGGUAUUAGUACCUUUGAUCUUGCUGCUACGGUUAAGGAACAGGACGGGGUUGCCGAAGAUGCCGAAGUUACUGAAGAGGAAGAUGGGGUAUACGCCGUUAACUUUGUACCCCAAAAACAAGCAUUAUAUAUUAUAUCAGUCAAGCAUAAAGACAUUCAUAUCUCAGGAUCACCAUUCCCAUACACGGUGGGCCCAUUGACAGACUCCGGUGCUCACCUUGUAAAAGCAGGAGGUGCGGGUCUCCAACGCGGAGAACAAGGCCACCCAGCCGAAGUAAAUGUGUGGACGCGCGAGGCUGGAGGGGGUGCUCUCGCAGUGGCCGUUGAGGGACCAUCCAAGGCGGUCAUCGACUUCAAAGAUCGUAAAGAUGGCUCUUGUCACUUCUUGUACACUGUUACUGAACCGGGUGAAUACCGAAUCGGUAUCAAGUUCAACGAUCAGUACAUACCGGAUGCCCCGUACAACGUGAUAGUGUACCCCACUGGAGGAGAUGCACAGAAGCUCGAGAUUGCACAGUUCCCCAAAGGCAUCGUUCCGACUGAUAAACCGGCUCAAUUUAUUAUUCGGCGCAACGGCACCACGAAAGGACAAUUGGACGCGAGGCUCCUUGCUCCGUCUGGAAAGGAAUACGACUGUUUCACCCAAUUAGUCGACGAAGAGCAGUACUCGGUGCGUCUGUUUCCCCGUGAGACCGGCAUUCAUAAUAUUAUGGUCAAAUUCAACGGAAUUCAUAUUCCGGGAUCACCUUAUCUUCUGAAAGUGGGCAAUGAGGAUGUAGACCCAGCUGCAAUUUCGGCUAGCGGCAAAGGUCUUCAUUAUGCGAAAACAGGACAAAAAUCAGAUUUCUUGGUGGAUACUUGCGAUGUGCCAGCUGGAACUUUGUGGGUAACUUUGGACGGGCCUGGAAGAGCGGCCAUCGAUUGUUCGGAGGUCGAAGAUGGAUAUAAAGUUCGCUAUACGCCUCUGGUUGCUGGAGAUUACUACAUUUCUGUUAAAUAUAAUCAGUAUCAUAUCAUAGGAUCGCCCUUCAAACUUCAAGUAGAAGGUGAGAAUUUAGCCGAGUUAGGUGCCCAAGAAACUUCUUCAGUGAAAGUACAGACAGUACAAAAAAUAUCAAAAGAAGGCAAAAAACUUUUGCCAAAUAUGCCUGUAUUUAACUCUGAUGCCAGUCUUGUAACUAGCAAGGGAAUAGGUCUUAAGAAAGCCUACAUGGGCAAACAAAAUCAGUUCCAACUAAAUGCAGCUGAAGCCGGAAAUAAUAUUCUCCUAGUUUCUGUGUACGGUCCAAAAGGUUUCAAUGAAGAAGUAUCUAUUAAACAUACAGGAAAACACCAAUAUACAGUCAGUUAUUUGGUGCGUGAACGUGGCGAAUAUAUUUUGUUUGUAAAAUGGGGAGAUGAUCAUAUUCCUGGAUCGCCGUUCAAAGUGGACGCGUAG